Molecule: messenger RNA, 8000 nt
Organism: Alligator mississippiensis (American alligator)
Lineage: Eukaryota; Metazoa; Chordata; Crocodylia; Alligatoridae
Gene: RHBDL3
Product: rhomboid like 3
Exons: 9
Coding region: 133-1338 (401 amino acids)
Cellular component (GO): membrane
Molecular function (GO): serine-type endopeptidase activity; calcium ion binding
Source: RefSeq, a predicted model, not a curated record
GGCUGAGCCGCGCCGGGAGCCCCGCGCCGCCCCGCCAUGGCCCCCCGGGCCGGCCCGGGGCUGGGGCUGGGGCUGGGGCCGGGGGGAGCCCGCCGCGCCCCGUAAGGCGGCCCCGACGGGAGGCUCCGCAGCAUGGGGGACCCGUCGCCGGCGCCCGCCGUGGCCGCGAGCGCGCGGGCGGAGGACAUCGAGGUGCUGGAGCCCGCCGAUGCGCUGCCCAUGGCCGCGGAGGACCACUGGAAAGCUCUGUUCGAUCAGUUCGACCCUGAGAGCACUGGAUACAUCAGCACCGAGAGAUUUCGAGGCCUCCUUCAACGGCACGGCUCCGAGCUGGACCCGCACAAGCUGGAGGUUCUCUUGGCUUUGGCAGACAACAAUUCUGAUGGGAAGAUCUGUUAUCAGGACUUUGUCAACCUGAUGAGUAACAAAAGGUCGAAUAGCUUCCGCCAAGCUAUUCUGCAGGGGAACAGGAGGCUGUGCAGCAAGGCGCUGCUGGACGAGACAGGACUAAGCCUGUCCCAGCGCCUGAUUCGACACGUUGCGUAUGAAACCCUGCCCCGCGAGAUAGACCGAAAGUGGUACUAUGACAGCUAUACCUGCUGCCCUCCACCCUGGUUCAUGAUUGCCAUCACCAUUGUAGAGGUUGCCUUUUUUCUUUACAACGGAGUGGUGCUGGACAGAUUUGUGCUGCAAGUCACCCAUCCUUUAUACCUAAAGAACUCACUGGUUUAUCAUCCUCAGCUCCGUGCUCAGGCCUGGAGGUACCUAACCUACAUAUUCAUGCAUGCAGGGAUAGAGCACCUUGGACUCAACGUCGUGCUUCAGCUUCUGGUUGGGGUUCCUCUCGAGAUGGUGCAUGGAGCACUGAGGAUUGGCUUUGUCUAUCUUGCUGGAGUUGUGGCGGGUUCCCUGGCGGUAUCAGUAGCUGACAUGACUGCACCGGUGGUGGGUUCCUCUGGAGGGGUUUAUGCGCUCGUAUCUGCCCAUCUGGCUAACAUAGUAAUGAACUGGUCUGGAAUGAAGUGCCAAUUCAAGCUGCUGCGCAUGGCUGUUGCCUUGAUCUGUAUGAGCUUUGAAUUUGGAAGGGCGGUGUGGCUGCGGUUCCACCCAUCUGCAUACCCUCCCUGCCCACACCCGAGUUUUGUCGCCCACUUGGGUGGCGUGGUGGUUGGAAUCACAUUGGGUGUAGUCAUCCUAAGGAACUAUGAGCAAAGACUCCAAGACCAGUCCUUAUGGUGGAUCUUCCUUUCCAUUUAUAUCAUCUUUGUGUUGUUUGCUAUCUUCUGGAAUAUUUUCGCCUACAGCUUAUUGGAUCUGAAGCUACCUCCACCUCCUUGAGGGAACAGGAUGAAGGAUGUUGGAGAGCAAAAGACUUUCCAGCCACCAGCUCUGUUAAAUGAAUCAUGACUUAACAUUUAUUUUUCUAUGAAGCUUAGGGGGAUGAGCUAACAGUCUUCUGAGAAUGCACGGAGAUGUCUGACACAGAUCCCGUCUGACUGUACUGUAUGCUGAAGGAGACAAUUUAAGCAAUGACUUGGCUAUAGAACUGGCCGGAGAAAAGUCAGGGCAUGAGUCCUACAGGUACUGUAACUUUCAGUCUGGCCCUGACCCCACAGCCUCUCCGUUGUGGGUAAUCCCAUGAGGAAGGGCUGUGAGAUAGGCCUGAGGUAUAUAACUGGGCACUUACCACUCAGUUUAUUAACACAUACGUUGACUUUGUGUUUGAGUUACCUAAGUACUUGAGGUGGUGCUGGACCUCUGGCCAGUUGGUUUGUGAAGCUCCUGAACUGAACUGCACAGUAAAAGAGCACACUUUGCUAUCUCGAAACUCACAGGAAACUCAUGAGGCAGCUUUGAUUUGGUUUGACUGUUCAACCAUACCACUGCCACUGUUUUAUUACUUGAAUGGUUGCUUAAAUAUGUAGUCUAUGAUAAAAUCUGUCGUAAGCACCUUCCAAAAGGGAUCAGUAGAACUUGGUCAUCUGGGGUGUGGGAGGUUGGUCUGCAAUUCAAGGUCAAACAAAAUUGCACUAGAAGCCUUGGAUACUUUACAGUAGCUGCUAAAGAGAUGCCUGGUUGGAGGUGGCUCUUACCUUCUGUGCAUACUCCACUUGAUUUGCACAACCAGUUGCAGUAAACAAUGUUUUUUCUUUGCUGGGACAGGGCAGUCCAUUGUUUGCUAACAUUUGAUUACAUUGCAAACUGGUUGGCAAUUGAGUUAUGUUGUCUUCUCGCCUUUCUUUUUGGUUGCAGUCUAAAGCCCUGGCUGCAGUGUGUUUAGAGAGUCAUAACUCCUCUAGCAGAUGGUGCUUCAGCUCUGCCAGAAGAGUGGGACCAGGGUUUCUUACACCAGUGUAAGCAAGAACUGUCCAAGCUGUCAAGCCAUUUUAUAAACCGUUCAAUCUGCGAGGGGCCAAAUUUAUCCACUGAAGUCAGUGGAGUUACUCCAGGGAUGUCUUGGGCACUCAUUCUCUACCCAAGUGUUUCAUCUUUGGCAUGACAAUGGCUGGUAAACUCCUGAGGGCGGCUGUUGCGUGUGGGCACAGAGUCUUGCCUAGAUGACGGAACUUCAGGGGUUCUGAGCAACAGUUAGUUGCAAUGCCUUUCUUGCGUAGUUGUAGGUAGGCUCUACCUUUUUAUAGGUUUCUAACCAGUCGAUAGCACACUAUGUAAUGCAGCAGGCCUCAUUGUCUGAUACCCCCUGCCUGUACAGACCAGGAGACAUAUUUUAGAACAUGAGCCAUGCUUUACACACAGGUAUCUGGUAAGGUGCUUACAUUACAUAUGUCUCCGCUCACUUUAACCAAUUAAACGCACAGCAGCCAAAACAAAAACAACAGUCCUGGAAGGUUGGAAGUUUUUCACCCAUUCUCAUUUGCCCUUCUUUCCUCUGGCUCCUCCAUAAUCCUGGAAUACACAAUUAGGAGGACUGUAGACCAGGGGUCAGCAACGUUUUUGGCUGGAGUACCAAAAACACCCCAACCUCCAUCUGUGCCUUGGCUUGGCAUGCCAGAGGCAGGGGAGAUGUGAGGGGCCCGAUCCACAUUGCUGGCAGUGGCUGCACAUGUGCCUCCGGGCGGGCAGCAGGGGAGGGUGGCACUGCCCCAGCACCUUCCUUGCCCACUGCUGCCAUGGAGCUGGUGCUGGGGCUCCGGAGCCUGGCACAGCUGUUUACAGCCUGUCCACCACCUGCUGCAGCUGCCCAGAGCCUGGACCAGCUAUGGCAGGCAGCCAGGAGGCUGGAAAUAGCUGUGCCAGACUCCACAGCCCCAGUAUGGACUCCAUGGUGGCGGCUGUGUGGGUGCCUCUGGGCACACAGCUGGGAAGGAGCCUGGGGCACCACAAUCCUGGUCCCUCCCCAAGGUGCAUGGGCAGCUGCCACCACGACGAAGCCAGGUUGGGAACCCCAGUACAGCAGUUUGCAGCCUUCUGGCUGCUUGCCACAGCCAGCCCAGGCUCUGGACAGCUGCAGCAGGCGGCAGGCAGGAUGCAAACAGCUGCAAUAGGCACCACAGCACCCAGCACUGGCUCUGUGGGCAGACAGCAGAUGUGGAGCCAGGGUUGCACUGCCCUCAGGUCCCUUAACAGCAUGUGCUGGAGCUGUGCAUACAGCCGCCAUAGCCACAGAGCUGGUGCCAGGGCUAUGGAGUGUGAUGCAGAUGUUUGUAGCCUCCCAGGUGCAGCCGGCUCAGACUCUGGGCAGCUGCUGCCUGCCACAGAGCCCGGGCUGCUUACAGCCUCUGGGCCGCCUGCUACGAGCAGCCUGAGCUUCAUGGCUGGUGGCAGCUGCCCAGAGCCCAGGCCACAUGGCAUGCUGAGGAAAAUAGCCUUGCAUACCAUGCCCUGGCACAAGUGCUGGGGGUUGUCAAUCCCUGCUCUAGCUUGUCCUCCCAUACAGCGCAAACCAUAGAAUUUCAUCAGGGUAACAGCUCAUCUUGCAGAAUUUUUUCUCAAUAUCUUUUUUAAAUAUUCCAGCCAAAGCCAUUGUUUUGAUCAAUUAAAUGCAACAUUGUCACGUUGGAAAGGCUCUUUUGGGCAGGAGGCCAUUUCCCAUCACAAUAGUGAUGACUGGGAAGUGUUUGCCUGGCUCCAUUAUCACUGUUCUUCCUUCUCCUGAGCUGGGGAGAACAGUCAUGACACUCCUCUGUGUUACCAGGUCUGGAGCCCUGCCAAGCCAUUUCCUCAUCUCUGCCAGAAGGUGAGUUUACACGGUCUGGUUUGGGCAGUUUGGUAUCCAUUUAACUGGAGCUGCUGUGGUGGGGAUGUGUUGUCCUUUCAUAAUGCCUCUUAAUUCAUAGGCUUUAUUCCUUGACCAUCUACCUAAGACAGUGACUGAUGCUAUAAGUACUACAGGCUGGGGGUGCAGCCUCUUUUGAAGCAUUUACAGUAACACCCAUCACAUGGGUGACUGGUGCCUCCAGAGUCUGGGGGGGCAUCAGCAGCUGAUCGCCAACUGGGGUGGGGGGGGUCCCCCAGCGGCUGAUCACAGCACCAACAGCAAAACCAGAUUGCUGGCUGGCACCAAUCUCAGGGGGGGCACCAGCUGGUGCUUCACUCAGCGCCCCCACUCCCUGGCCAACAAGGGACAAUCUCAGGGGGGGCACGUACCCCCUCCCCUGCGCAUCGCCUGUGAUCCAUCAUCUGUUGUUUCAGUCUGCUUAUCUCUUUGGAUAAAGCACUCUGGUAAAACUGCUGCUGAUUUCAGUGGGGCAGAGUUUCCCUCAUCUUUUAAGAGCAUGAUGCAAGCCUCUAUUUACAUGCCAAGGCAGCUUUUUUUGCCCCCCUGCCCUUCCCUCAUGUACAGUGUAUGGAAGUUUUGAAGAGAAUCACCACAACCCAAAAUGUGUUCCUCUUAGUCUGACACACCGUGUGUAGGACCCAAUUCAAGCAGCUGGAUUUCAAACUCCAGGGCCAUCAAUCUCCUCCAGGCACGGGCUAAAAUACCCACCUGCCAGCCCAAGAGGAAGAAGACAGACCGGAGAUUCCCUGCAGCUCAAGAGUCUCUUUCCAGUCUCUCAUCUGUCUGCACAGCUCCCCAGAGCCCCUCAGGGCAGCCUGCCCUGAGUCCUUGUACCCUUUGUUCUGCCCCUCUGCCCUGCCCCCUGCCCCUCUGUGUUUAUUCUUUGCCUUCUGUGAUUUCUCUACUUUUCACCUCUGUAGUCCCUCCCUCAUUCAAGGGCUAACUGUUCCUGUGGUGAGCUCUGCCAACUGGUCCCAGCUACCAAGUAAACUGGUAUAGAUGGAGAAACUAAAGCAUUUUACAUUCCAGUUCCUCAAGGGUGGAAUUCACUCACCGACCAGCAAAGGAUGAUCAGAUAAUCCUGCACUGCACACCCUGUGACUCCUGUGUCAUCAGCCAGGAGUCCCCCAUGGAGAUCAGAGGCAGCACUACUCAGGCUGAGGUUAUUUCCUCCGUAAACAAUUCUGUUUUAAUAUUAACCAUUAAAUAAUCCAACUGUGCAAGCUCUUUAUUUUCUCAGAAAUCCACCAGAAGCUACGUUACAUUCUCUCUUAAAUUCACCCAACUGUGCCAGAAUAUCACAGCGUCAAGGAGUGAGCAGACGGUAGAUAUUCUUUUACCUCCAGAUGCCCUUGAUGUUGGUCGUUUAUGUCAGAGCCUUAACAGUCUUCUGUCCCAGUUGCUUGUGGAUUAAUUGUGUGACUUACAGUGGCUCUUAUCAGUUCAUGAACGAGCAAUUUACAUAGUGAAUUGAUUUUUGUUUUAUUAUUUCAUCUGCUGCCAGAAUUUCACAUUGUACAGCUGAACAAAAUGUGACUCUGUUGAACCUUACAGUUAUUUAAAGGCAGAGAGAAAGAGAGGGAUUGUUAUAAUCAACAUGGAGAUUGGAAGCUAAUGAUCAUAUAUUAGAGCAAAUUUCCUCCUGUGCUUAGUAUCCUUCGGCAGGUUUUGCAGGGUGAAAGGAGGUGGCUGGAACCUGGAAGAGCUGUUUCCAUGCUGUACUUUAAUUUCACAGUGGACUGCAGUACAGCUACAGUACAGGGCUGGCCAGCAUCAAGUUUAUGGUAAGAGGCAUGAAACUAAGGAUGCUGGUUGUAUUGCUCCUCGAGGGACAUCUGCUGGCCAACAGCUGCUGGUCUUAUGCAGCAUUAUGCCGAUGGCUUCUUCACCAGAGGAAAAUAAAGCUGAAGAGUGGCAAAGAACAGCCACCCAGAAUGAUGGAUACCUGCAAACUCCAGGACCAAGGAGUCAGCAAAGGUUACAUCUCUUGUUCCUCGAUUCUUGGGUCCAGAGAUUUUUUGGUUUGCUUGUUUUGCACUCAUUGGUAAUAAUAAAAGAAGAUGGGCCUCUGGGGAGUGAUUGGAGAUGAUGUCACUAGAAAUAACCUCUAAACGUGGUUUACAACAGAAGAGGGAGAGACUUGCUGAAUUAACUUGUACUGAAUUUUUGAUGGGUCAGCAUCCAACGUCUUUCUUCCCAUCAGUCGAUAAUACUAUUUCACACAGAGCACGUUAUACACAUUUAUUAAUCUUCACUUAUGUUGUGGCACAUAAGUAUUUUAUCCUAUUUUAUUAAUAUAGAAACUGAGGCCAGGGUAGGUAUAAUUUGUCCACGGUGACUAAGCAAGACAUGGUCAGAACUGGGACUAGAACUCAGGGAUCCUGUAUCCCAGGACUAUGCGGUGUCCUGUGGAUCUACCUGACCCCUUUUUUUAAAAAAAGAGUGGAAAAGUUGGAUUUUAACUUAUACAUGACAGAUGAACUCCUACACACCAGUAAAACUUAAUACCAAACCAGUGGCCAUCUCACAAGGUCAGCUGACCAAACUCACAAUACUUUCACUACUUUGUGCCAACAUGGGAUCUCACAAGAGUUUGAAGUAGGAUUUCUGAAAGUACCUAAGGGAGUUAGGAGCACAAGUGCCAUUGAUUUACAAUGAGACCUGAGCUCUUAACUCACUCAAGUGACUUUGAAAGUCCUACCUUUUUACUUAACUUGAAUUUUAACUGGAAAGUCUUCUUCACCCAACCCAGAACCAACACCAUAAACCCAGUGAUCCAAAGGCCAGCACAUAAAAGGGUCUGGUCCUGGUUCUGGGCUCUUUCUUUAUGCUAUGGUCAUUCUUUUAAAACAGAGUGGCAGCCCUAGGAUACUGGGCAGCAUAGCUUAAAAAGUCCUAAUGCAAAGUACUGUUACCUGCAUAGCACAGCCUGGAGAUUUUGAGCUUGUUGAAAAUGAAGGCAAUAUCGUCGACUGUUCUAUAAAGGAAUAAUCACAUGCAAAGCAAAAACAAACUGGUUUGAAGGUAAAUGUAUAUUUAAUGUCAUCAUUAAUCAUUGGUUUUUAAUUGGAAAAAGGUUCUUAAUGAGGUUCUUUAAAAUGCCAGAUCACAGAACAGAAAAUUUAUAUUACCGAGCACUUUACAACACAGAACAUGACAAAUUCCACAGACCUGAUUUAUACAGCAAAGAUUCAUUAAUUUCCAAGGAGUUUAAUAGAUACAUUAGUCACUGAGUGUGUCCCAACUCCCCCACAGUGUCUGUUUAGUUUGCAAAUAAAGAUUGAUGCAGUUUGAUUUGCUUUUGCUUCCCCCAUUUAUGUUAACAACACCUCUGGGUGUUAGCCAUAGAGCACCAAACAAUGGAAUUAUUUGCCUUAAAAAUGCUAAACAAAUGUUGCUUUCCCAUCAAGGGCUAGGGGAACAAAAUGACAAUUGCAAGGUAAUGCGCUGUGAUAUCUGUUCCCACAUAUUUUUGUAUUGUGUACAUCCUGUAUAUUUUUGUUGCAACAAAUAUUAUUUGAGCACAGAGUCCAUUAAAGGUUUUGUUGAGGUUUUUUUGGUUCAAAUCAAGCUGGUUAAUGUAACAUGCCUAAAAAAGAAAAAAGAAAACCCCCUUGCAAAGGUGGAUUGUAUUUUAUAAGUAUGUCUAUAAUUAAAUAAUGAGUAAGAAUGGGAGUGAUUCGAUUCUGAACUUUGCCACCUAAUAAUUGAAUUAAUUUUACUGCUCCUUCUUAGUGUCUGAUAAAAGGGAAAAACUGGG